Symbiodinium sp. CCMP2456 is the source of this 2805-nucleotide messenger RNA. The record is from the annotation of a GenBank genome assembly. Lineage: Eukaryota; Dinophyceae; Suessiales; Symbiodiniaceae.
AUGUUCUUCUUCCGCCCAUAUGCAGCGCAGUCUCCAGCUGCACCAAAGCCGCCAAAGGCAAGCGGCGACUUCCGUUGCGGCGCAUAUGUGUGGCCGCUCGAUGUUAGAUUUCGCGUGAAAACCCCGUUGGGGCAUCGGCCGGAAGUUUCCAGUGGCGAUUUCCGGCAGGAUCACUAUCUGCAGCCGACAACACCGGGCCGAUGGACAUGCUCUUGCGGCAGUCAAAAUCGCGACGAGGUCGACUACUGUCGAAAUUGUGGUGGUCCGUCUCCAGCCCAGCGCUCUCGUGAUGCGGAAGCCCGCCGUCGCCAGGAGGAAGCUGUACAAAAGGCACAGCAGAAGCGUGAGGAGCGCGCAAAUGCCGGCCAGCUGACCUUCGAGGACGUGCUGCAUGCCCACUCCACGGGCUUCAAAGACGGGCACUUUCCCAAUGGCUUGGAGGAGUGCCCCAUGCAUGCAAGAAGGGUGGACGUGGAAGCCUGCAAGGCGCUGCUACGCCAAGCGGCUCUGACAGCUGGACAAGAGCUGCACGUUUUUGCAGCUUCGAGCAGGGAACGGCCGUCGUGCCCUCCCGAAGCCGUGCCUGAGACCGUGAAGAGUCGGCUCAGGGCAAUUCUUGAAUGCGAUCUUACGGUGGCACCACGCCACAGCAACUCCGAGCUGCACAAUGAGCAAGCCAGCAGCCUGUCGCUCGAUCCGGACGACUCUGCAGUGCGGCUGGCACGGGAAGCCUUCAACCAGCUGCAGGACAGCGGCGACUCAGAAGGUCAGGCAGCUGCGCUGCAUGUCCUGGCCAAGGCGCAUCUGGCCCGAAGCAGCUUCGCCGAGGCCAUGCAAGCGGCCGAGGAAGCGCUGCAGCGCUUCGAGGCGCUGGGACACGCAGCAGGCCAUGCUGCCACACUGAACGUUCUAGCCCAGUCGCUUCUCCGAGAGGAUCCCGAGGCUGCUCUGAAGCACGCCACUGCGGGUCGUGAUGCCUUUCGGCGCCUCGGGGACUCGAGGCGGGCCUCCAUGCUGGAGCGCACUGCUGUUGGUGCUUCCUUGGCCUGUGGUGACACCGCACGCGCGUUAAAAGAUGCAGAGGCGUCGGUAGCUAGUUGUCGCCGAGAUGCCGGAGACCGCCGUGAUGAGGCGGCUGCCCUGGCUCUCCUUGCAGAGGUUCGCCACGCCAGGGAAGAGUUCCAUCUCGUGGUCCCCGUGGCUUCAGACGCGGCAGAAAUCUUUGCCAGAUGUGGGGACCAGAGGAAUCAGGCAGCUGCCCUACAUUCGGCUGCCUCCGCUGCCUUGGCUGCAGAUCGUGCCACGGAUGCCAGACGUCUGGCAGCACAGGCGCAGGACGUGCUACGAUCGCUGUCAGACCGGGCACGUGAGGUUUCAGCUCGAGGCAUCGUAGUUCAAGCAGAGGUCGCUUUGGGCAACUCCGAGAAGGCUUUGGAAAUCGCAUCCGAGGGCCUCGUGGCGAUGCAGCAGCAGGGAGACCAUUUGUCCCUCGCAGAGGCACACAGGCACAUCGCAGCUGCCCAGCUUGCCUCAAGCCUGCACGAGGAGGCUCGCCAGUCGGCCAUGGCAGCGCGAAACUGCUCCGAACGGUUGCUGGGCACCAGGAAGUGGGAGUGCAAGGCUGAUGCCCUCGAGAUGUUGGCUGAGAUCUGCCGCCAGACCAAAGACUUCCAGGCCAUGACGCAAGCCGCCGAGGAGCUUGCGCAGUGCUGCCGUGAAGCUGCGUGGCCUCGGCGUGAGGCGCUGGCACUGCGCACUGUUACACGUGGCCAGUUGGCUUUGCGCAAGCCGCGCAGCGCGCUGGAGGCAGCAGGGCGGGCCAUGACUCUGUUCCGCGAGACCGGAAACAGUUCAGCAGCCGAUGAGAUGCGACUUCUGUUCGCGAGGGCCACGGAGCUUCGAAAUAACAUGCGCGAUGCAGCUCGCAAUGCCAGACAGGCAUGGCUUCUCUUCCGCGAAAGAGGUGACCCGAGCCUGCUGUUCCAGGCGGCCAAGAAUUGCCACGACGCUCACCACAUGUUCGACGAUGAGAAUGUUCUCAUUCUGGAGAAGGUCAGCGCUGCGGCGAAGGCAGAGAAGGGCAGGUGGUCUUAUGAAGAGCUGAAAACAAGUGUGUCAUCUUUCAUGAGACCCGCCGAGCAAGCACGGCAUGUUCUUGCUCUCAGCAACUGUUUGAAUAUCAAGUCCUCCUUCGGUGGCCUUUACGUCUCCAAGCACUCGCCGAUCAUGUCUCCUCCUGAGAUUGCCACCAUUGCUGAGAAGGAGUCCGGCGCUGCCUUCGAGGUGCAGAUCAAGAGCCCCGGUUCCGACAAGUUGAAGACUGCCGCACGUCUCCGCUUGGAAUCUUACGAGAAGAAGCCAACCACACAACUGCCGACGCUUCUGGGUGCCCGCAACCCUGUUCCUCUGCUCAAAGAGCAGCGCGCCGACAAGGCUCGCCAAGCCAACGAGCAAAAGAAGGAAGCGGCUCAGCGCGUCCGUGAUGAGUUCAAGACAUCGGCUGAAGCAAGGCAGAAGACCCUCGAGCAGCAGCUGGAAAAAGCCGGAGAGAACCGUGAAGGUGCCCUUGCGACCAUCAAGAAGAAAGCGGCGCAGCACAUCGAGAAGGUGAUCGAGGUCAAGGACACGUCAAAGCAGAAAGGCGAGAUGACUGCGGAGGAGGCCCGCGAGCGCUUACAGCAGGCUCUGCUGAAGAAGUCUGACCUCCGCGGUGAGAAGAUGAAGGAGAUUUCGGCCAAGGCUACCAAGCACAAUGAGGCUGUGGCAGACAAGGCCGCGCAUGCCGCAGUUUCAGGAGUACAGUGA